Messenger RNA from Lodderomyces elongisporus, 249 nucleotides. RefSeq names its product 40S ribosomal protein eS27 (gene RPS27). The record is from RefSeq and is a predicted model, not a curated record. The transcript is spliced from 2 exons. NCBI's taxonomy places the organism in Eukaryota, Fungi, Ascomycota, Pichiomycetes, Serinales, Debaryomycetaceae. Gene Ontology annotation, molecular function: structural constituent of ribosome; RNA binding. Gene Ontology annotation, cellular component: cytosolic small ribosomal subunit; ribosome. Gene Ontology annotation, biological process: ribosomal small subunit assembly; translation. Bases 1 to 249 code for a protein of 82 amino acids.
AUGGUUUUAGUUCAAGAUUUAUUGCACCCAUCCCCAGCUACUGAGGCUCACCAACAUAAAUUGAAGUUGCUUGUUCAACAACCAAGAUCCUUCUUCAUGGAUGUUAAAUGUCAAGGAUGUCUUAACAUCACCACUGUUUUCUCACACGCCCAAACCGCUGUCACUUGUGAUUCCUGUUCAACUGUGUUGUGUACCCCAACCGGUGGUAAGGCUAAGUUGACUGAGGGUUGUUCUUUCAGAAGAAAGUAA